Klebsormidium nitens is the source of this 1217-nucleotide messenger RNA. The record is from the annotation of a GenBank genome assembly. Lineage: Eukaryota; Viridiplantae; Streptophyta; Klebsormidiophyceae; Klebsormidiales; Klebsormidiaceae.
CUGAGCAAAGAGCUGAAGUCGCACAACUGGUCGCCCAUAGGUUGCAGCUCACAAUGGCAGCAUCUUCUGUUCAUACAGCCCUCACCAACCAAUCAGUCCUGAAAGCAGGCGGUGCGUGCUUGCAUCAGAAACACCAAGACCCCCGUUCCGCCGGGCCAGUCAUAGGUUGCUCGACGUUGGCGGACCUGGGGCUGAGACGACAAGACAAACGAAAGGCAAUCAGCUUACACAGUACUGGGUCAAAGUCUUUGACGUCUUACCCCGGAAAGAAGAGUGUGAGGCCUAGGAAACCUUUGAUGCACAGCACCAGCAGGGGAGUGGCAAGGAAGGGCGUCACUGCAUGCGCAGUCAAAGAGGCACCGUCCGACCUCCAACUUAGCAGAGCGUUUGAUUCUAUCGAACUCAUUGGCUUAGACGGCAACAGGCGGCAAGUCACAGACCUGUGGAAGGACCGCAAAGUCGUGGUCGCAUGGGCACGGCAUUUUGGGUGCGUGCUGUGUCGAAAAUAUGCGGCUCUACUGGCGGAGAGGAAGGCCGACUUUGACGCCGCCGGUGUUCCGCUUAUUAUCAUCGGGCCCGGCACAGAAAAGCAGGCCAGCACGUUCAAGGAGGAGACGGGGUUUCCGGGAGAGGUUUACGCGGACCCCACCCACGACUCCUUCCGGGCGCUCGGGUUUGCAUCCGGGCUUGGGUCAACGCUAAAUCCGCAGGCGGGUUUGAACGUGAUCAAUGCGCUCCGGGAGGGUUUUAAACAGAACUGGGCCAUCUCCUUCGAGAAGGACACGGUGUUGAAAGGCGGAUGGCAGCAAGGGGGGACUCUAAUCGUCGGGCCAGGCAGCGAUAAUGUUCACUAUCUUCAUAAGGAUCAACGAGCGGGGGAUCAUCCGGAAGUGGAGGAGCUACUUCGGGUUUUUCGAGAGUGACGUUACGGAAUUGCCAGCUUUGUGUACAAUAUACCCAAAUAAAAUAUUGCCCACUGACUCGUGGAAGGAAACGAGACGGGUUUCGUGCUCGUUGUAUGCACCCGUAAUUUGCGUGCUUCCAAAGCUGAGGGUCCGGCGGUCGGAUCGCAUCAGCUUUUGGAACGAGGUUUGUCACCGAGAUUUGAACUAUAGUUUUGUUGGGCAACCGGAAAAAUACAUCUCGUGAAUCAUACGAAAGUCGUUAUGUCAUCCAACUUCAAUGGGACAUAGCCGUUUCGGCCGGUUGAUGAAGCA